This is a messenger RNA of Chilo suppressalis (striped riceborer), 1086 nucleotides long. NCBI's taxonomy places the organism in Eukaryota, Metazoa, Arthropoda, Insecta, Lepidoptera, Crambidae. The record is from the annotation of a GenBank genome assembly.
AUGGCUCAAUCGAAAGCUUGCAAGCCACUAGUACUCAACGACCUAUUGAUCCAGAAUGUUAACACUUGGGGCAACGUUCAGUACAAUAUACCUCUGAGAUUGUCUAAUAAUGAAACUAGGAGUUCUACGAGCAUCGCCCAUCGGCAAAUACCCGCCAUUCCUCAUAGCUUGGAUUGUAAAAUCGACGACCCACUCCCUGAGCGCGUAUGCGGGCGAGACAUGGUGACUGAGAAGGAAACGUACAGGACCACCAGCGGCGAGUACUGCGUCAAACCGAACCCAAAUAAAGCCAUGGAGCGGUCGGACUGCUCCAUCAACUGUCGCCGCGUCAUCUUCAUGACUGGCGUCGAAAAACGGUUGCAAGGUAAACAGAUAGUUCAACCGAUCAUGAUCUCCGAAAUGAAGGACAACUUCCGUGGGGUGAUAAACCAGCCUAAUAUGCCACCGGACAUCACAGUAAAAGCUCCCGACCCCGAAUAUAUCUUUGAUGUGGUGGCAUCGGGCAGGAACGAAGCACCUGCUAUAUCUGACAGCGCGGGCGGGUACAGACGGCUACUGGACCCGUACGUGAGCACGUAUCGAGCUAAUCACCGUCCGUUUACUACUGAAGAUCAGUACGGUAUUGGAGCGAAGGACCACAUCACUGUCUACUCGGAGUUCAAUAUACCUAAGGCGAAAGGAUUCGGCCCUCGCCACAAGGAGAUCUGGAUGCCGCUAAUGUCUAAAGUGCACAGAGGCGUCUAUGACAGGAUACACGUUAAAAAGGAAUACAAGGAGGUGGCCGCAUGCCACAACCCAGUUAACAAUAUUAAGGGCGUGUUCCAAUCAGAGAUGAAGAAGAAAUACAAGAUCCCCUACGCGUCCUCUCAUUUAUCCUCCUGGGGUCACGGGGAGACGUUCGAUCUGGCACCUUACCCCCCCAACCCUUACCAGACCAACAUAGCACCGUUCAUGUACUGCAGCGACUAUUGUCACGUGGCUAGAGGCACUCCCCCGUAUACGGUCAUAGACCAGCACCGGCACGACUUGCCAGUACAUAAAAAGUGUACGAAAAGAUACGUCGUCUCAAGGGAUUAUGAACCUUAA